Messenger RNA from Danio rerio (zebrafish), 470 nucleotides. NCBI's taxonomy places the organism in Eukaryota, Metazoa, Chordata, Actinopteri, Cypriniformes, Danionidae. The record is from RefSeq and is a predicted model, not a curated record.
CAGGCUGUAUGUGUGUCCGCGGGCUCCUCCAUGGUCUGCUUCUCCUCUGUCUGCUGUUCAGUGGUGUCGGCGGGUUCUGGACCAGCAGCGGCCCGAGAUGGAGACGCUCCGACACUCGCUCUGCCAGUCCGUCAGUAGAUGGUGGUCUGCUCCUGCUUUUCCUGCCGUAGCUGGAGUUCCUCCUCCCUACAUUUCCUCACCCUCCAAACCCUGUGCUCCUGACAGAGCAGGCUGCAGUGUGUUCCCUCAGUCUUCAGUGGACAGUGGUGUGUGUGUGUCUGCGCUGGACGCUGACUCGGUUCCUCUGGACUCUCAUUAUAAGCUGCAGGAUCUGACGGAUGUUCAGGUGAUGGCCAGACUGCAGGAGGAGAGUGAGUGAGCACACACACACACAAACACACACACACACACACACACACACACACACACACACACACACACACACAACUACUCUAAACCAACACACUGAU